UCUCAAUCUUAACCUCAAUCCAUAGGAUGAACUUUCUUGUCCAAAAAAAAUGUUGUAGAAAUUCGCCGUCGUUAAUCUUUUUUUUUGCCGUUUCUAUGAUAUUAGUUGUCUGCCCAAAUUGCGCAGGGCUUGUUCCCUGAGGACUGAACUACAGAAAAAUGGAUAUGGAGUGGAAUGGCAACUCUCAGCAAAUUGAAAGUGACCUGUGGGAGUUCCUCAACAAGAAGUCUUUGGUGAAAAUCACUUUGGUGAAGCGGACCUGGAGGGAAGCGUCGUCGACCUGCUGCAAGCAAUUGAAGGAAUAGUGCGAAGAGCGAGGAUGGCCCCCGUCUCGUCCAGCUUGCGGAAGGACGUGGAGUGGCUGAUUAUGAAGGCUCGGUCGGUGUGGAGCGAUGUAGCGGGAAUAGUUGUAACCCUCCAGCAAUGGCGAGAGAAGCACGACGCGAUCGUGAGUGGCGUCACGGACGCGCGAGCUCGCCGACUGCACACUCUGCAGCUGGAGGCACUGGAGAAGUGGAUAGCGGACAUGCGGGACCAGAUUUUUGAGCUGGAGGUGUGUCUUGUCAACGAGGAACAGGGUUUCCCCGUGGGAACAGACGGGGGUAGUUUCCGCUUCGAAAGAGCUGCAAAAAAGACUGCGGCCACCCUGGGGAUGUUGAACCUUUCUAGAAUAUACCAACAGCUGAGGUACCUGUUGGACAACAUUCACAAGGCCCUGCGCGGGAACAGUUGCAGCUUUGUAGAUGUUGGGUUCGGCGGGUGGGGGAAACGUAAUAAUGACCAGAUGAAGGUUUUGAACUUUCUCGAGAAGAAGCUGCACAAGGAGGUCACAAUUCUCGAACCCGCAGUUGAGGAGGAAGAAGAACCGCUUGACCAUUCCACAACUACCGAGGAUACCACGCGGCGGGGCGGUGAUGUGGAAACAAAGAGGAAAGUUGCGGUUACCGGGACGGCGAUCGCCACGUUCGGAGCGGGCUUCGUGUUUGCGGCGCUGCUGGUCCUAGUCGCGAUUGGGUAAGGACUUACUUUUUUUCCUAAAUAAAUGUUGAAAUAUGUUCGCAUGAAGUUCCUGCACGCACCAGAAUUUUGAUACUUACUGGUGGGUCUCUCAACGUCACAACUCUUUUAUACAACAGGCUCGGGUGGCUACAACUGACGAAGGGGGAAUUUCUCCCCCGAAACUGGUAGCGCUGGUCUCGACGAUCAAGAACCUCUUCCUUGCUGGUUUUGAAUGCUGCAAGAACCAAAGUCGGAAACUUCAACUUGAAUAAUUUAGCUGGACUGCUGGAAUGUGAAAUGAAACUGGACGAUGAACACGACGGAAUGAUGUGGAAGUUCGAAGAUGAAGUGCACGGAAAUUUUGCUGAAAAUCGAUGAAGUGUAUAGAGUAAAUAUGGAUGUAUGAGUAUAAAAAGUGAAAUGCUUAGACCGGUGGGGAAGAUAAGGAACGAGUGUAGGUAGUUCAUUGAUAGAUAGCUGUUUCAAUGUAGAACUAGUGUUGUGCCGAAGCUGCUUUAAGCUUGCGUUUAUUGGUCGUGAUGCGACCAAGUUCUGAAAUAUCAGAAUAGCGACGAGAUUGAUAGUACUUACUUCAAACUCCUGACGAGAGCUAACAAGAAAAUCUGCCUUAUGAAACACGGUAGUUCUCCUAGCUACCGAAGCGUCGCUAUUGCGAUUCUGAUGUGACUAUUAAACUAGAGUCGACGUUUAGGAGGUUCAGGGUUGACGCUCUGGCAUGGCAACUAGACCACCGAAUGUUUCUGGC
Molecule: messenger RNA, 1765 nt
Organism: Amoebophrya sp. A120
Lineage: Eukaryota; Dinophyceae; Syndiniales; Amoebophryaceae
Source: the annotation of a GenBank genome assembly